GGUUGGAAUUCUAGUAUACUUUUUGGUUCAUCUUCUAUGGAGUAUAAGGUUGAAGGUUCAGAUACGCUUGAGCGAAUAGCAGCACGUUUCGAGUGUACUGUUGGCCAUCUGAUGAAGCUGAAUAAAAUGAACUCGAGAAUGGUUUUUGCUGGGCAGACAUUAAUUGUUCCGUCUCCAAUGUCAGACGAAGUUUUUGAAGAAUCAAAAGUGCAAAAUGGUUUAUAUCCUGCACCGGGAACGGCCGUUCAGCAGCACGCUCGAACUGUAACCAAAACACAAAGUGUUCCGGUUCCGUCAAGGCAGUCUACAACAGAAGUUGACGUUGAUUGUUUACAACGGUUCUUGAAAGUCAAGGUGAAAAAUGUGACUGAAAAAGACGGAACCGUCACUGGAACUCUGUUAGUAACACCAAAUGCGUUAAUGUUUGAUCCUGAUGUCACUCACCCGCUUGUGAAAGAAAAUGGUCAAGACCUGUAUAUGAUGAUGGCUCCUAUGGAAGAUAUAACGUCAGUUGCCGUAUUUAAAGAUAUUGGAGCUUUAACGGGUGAAAAGGAUAAGGAUGAUAUUUACGACCCUGAUCAUAUCAGAAAGCCUCAAGAUGCUGUAAAAAAACAUAAAGCUUCCAAACAUCACGAAACAUCGCCAUCAACGAGUAGACAUGCGACAAAAUCACCUACUGGGACUCGUAAUUCGUUGGCUAUGUUGAGUAGGACUCUCAGUGCUCAUGCAACUAGUAUUAGGGAUUCGGCGGAGAAAGUCACUCAGUCUGCAGUAACGGGAACAAAGUCAGUGGCUCAUGGCGUCGUGACCCAUACUAAAUCCGCAGAUACGCGCGCUGUAGCUACUGUUCGUAGACAACAAAGUUUGGCUACUCUGGAAAACCUGAAACAGCGUACUUUACAAGCUCGUGAACAAGCAAGCAAAGAACGAGAAGCUGCUCUCUUUACUUGCGCCAUAUCUCCAGAAGAAAAACCAGAUUUAUUUCGACCUGUUCAAGAGCUAGUCGACGAAGCGAGAAAAUUAAGUGAAGUGACGGUGCCUCUGGUCACAACUGAACUUCCAUAUUAUAUGGCUGUGCGUCUUCAUCGUAAGAAAUUAAAAGCAAAAAAUUUACGAUCAACAUCAACCACAAACAGUGCAUCAACUGCUGCCGAUUUUGAUGGCGAGUUAGUCGGUAAUCGAAAACGUCGUGAAUUCUGGUUUGCUAUUCCACGAGAGCGGGUAGAUGGUAUUUAUCACUUUCUUUUGCAGUGGAACCCGGACAAAUACGGCGAUGAAACGCAUCCAUCAUCCGUAUCAGGCUAUCGUUUCAACGACAACAGUUUUAUUGUGCUUGACUCAGAUGUGGAUGAUAAACUUGCUGGUUUGUUAAAUUUUUUACAGUUUUACACCAAAUGCUUGCUAGUUUUCACUGCUUUUUCUUGA
Molecule: messenger RNA, 1425 nt
Organism: Enterobius vermicularis (human pinworm)
Lineage: Eukaryota; Metazoa; Nematoda; Chromadorea; Rhabditida; Oxyuridae
Source: the annotation of a GenBank genome assembly